GAGGGGAAGCUAACCAUGUCUUUAAAUUCAUCUACACUUUUAAACGAAGAAAACUCUCAAGGACCAAAAAGAAAUACUGAAUGUUUGGACAGUCUAGAAUUGCAGACUCCAUCAUCGUUUCAAGAUAACCCACUUCAACAAUUACAGUUAGCAUCGCAGGAAGUACUUGAAAAGGCAAAAAAGAGCGGGAGAUCAAAAUGCCCCCGAUGCAGUAGUUCAAGGAUGUUUUAUUGUUAUACAUGCUUUGUUCCUGUUGAAACUGUCCCUACCAAAGAAAUUCCGACUGUGAAGUUACCUUUGAAGAUUGACAUUAUUAAACACCCAAAUGAAACAGAUGGCAAAAGCACUGCUGUGCAUGCUAAGCUCCUGGCACCUGAUGAUGUCACAAUUUAUAAAUACCCUUGCAUUCCAGAAUAUGAAGAAAAACGACAUGAAAUAGCACUUAUAUUUCCUGGCCCCAAUUCAAUUUCAGUAAAAGAUAUUGCUUUCCAUCUCCAAAAAUACACUAAGAAAGGUGUUUAUGAUGAUGACGACGACUGUUCCAGAGAGCCAUUUCUUAAGCAAGCAAAAAUAGAACCCAAAGAAGAAAAAAAUCUAAAUGAAUGCAUCUCAAGCAACAGGAGUGAAGACACUAGACUGAAGAAAAUAAUAUUUAUUGACAGUACCUGGAAUCAAACUAACAAAAUAAUAACUGAUGAACGACUUCAAGGGUUGCUGCAAAUUGAGUUGAAGACAAGGAAAACUUGCUUUUGGCGUCAUCAGAAGGGAAAGCCAGAGACAUACCUUUCCACAAUAGAAGCCAUUUAUUAUUUCCUUGUGGACUAUCAUCAGGAGAUUUUGAAAGAGAAGUACAAGGGACAAUAUGAUAAUCUGCUUUUUUUCUUUUCAUUUAUGUACACAUUGAUUAAAAAUGCCAAGUGUUGUGCAGGAAAAGAACCUGAUAUGCUCAUCACAGUGAGAUUAUUUCCUGAGGUGGGGGUAGAAGACGUGACCCCUCUUGCCCUGAGGAGAGAUAUCUCUAACUGUAAAUAGGAAUUAGCAUGCUAGCUUUUUAUUAUUAUUAUUAAUACUUUGUUUCAGGUGUUUUCUUUGUGUUUUACCCAGUAAUACUGAUUUCACUUUCAUGACAUCAAAAACUUACUGAAAUUAUUAGGAUGGUAUUUAAUUUGGGGGGAUGGGGGCACCAAUACAAAAUGAAAGACAACAUGAAGUGAAUAGACUAUAAAUUAUGUACUUUCAAGAUUAAUUCUGGAAAAUUGUCCGAGUAAUAGAAAAGAGCGAUCUCUUUAAACAUCAUUAUACAGUGCAUGAUUUCUAUAGUACCAUUCACAUACUGUUCUAUUAAGAUUAUUCUCAACUUCUGGGAUAAUUUUAGACCUCUUCAAACAAAUUAAUUUAGGUAAGUUUUUAUUAUUAUUAUGUAUCAUUAUUAUUUUUGGGAACACUAACUUAACAAAUGUCACUAUGGCAUAUCACAGACAGUAAAAUUUUGUAGAUGCCACAUACUUAUAUUCUAAGCAGCAGAAAGGGCUCAUUGCACUGUAGGAGUCCUCUGAAAAUGCAGAUCUUUUUGCAGGACCUAAGACAAAGAAAGUAAUUUGCAGAGACAAGAAAUAGGGAAGACGGUGGUUCUGACCACAACAUUUCUGACAAGACUUCCUUAAAUUAGGCAGACUGUGAAUCUGCUGUGUUUUUUAUCUUUGCAGUAAUGGUGCGAAUUUGAACAGCAUAAAUAAGACACUGUCUAUGCUGAUGAAAUUUUUGCUGGUAUGUGUAGCACCACUGGCAGAGUCAUCCCACGUGAAUGUGGUAAUACAAGUGUCUUUGCCAACCUAUACCAUACAGCUAAUGCUGGCAGAGGCAAUAGACCUAAGCUGUAUCUUUACAAGCAGAGUUAUACGAACAUAUUUUUAUCAUACGAGGAUGUUCUGCCAGAAAAAUUCAUGUUGGUAAAAAUUACAGUCUUAAGGUAGAAAAAAAUGUUUCAUUAGGGGUAUGAUAUAAGAUGGAUAAAUAUUUCUGAAUACUUUCAGAAGUAUGUUACUUAAGAAAAAACUAAAUCUUGUUGAAGUGACACAGAUUGAAAAAUAAUAAUAGUUUUUUUUUUUUUUUUAAGAAAAAUUCCAAAGUUUUUGUUGUAUAUUUUCCUCAGCAAAUCUGGCUAAAUUAUAACCUGUAGCAUACUCUCCAGGAGGGCACCCUCACACCCUGGUGAACACAGAAACAGUGCCUCGAAAAAAUACUUCAAGAAAAUCCUUUUAAGCUUACACAGCAAUCCAUACAGGCUCAAACAACUGAUUUGUACUAUGUUUUUUAAUGCUUCAAGAUAUUGAAAUAAAAGUUAAUAUUGCUUAAAACACAAGAUACAAAUACACUCUCUCCACAAGUGAUACUUAUCUUCAGAUUUGUAUGCUUAUCUGCACAAGUGAACGUACAUAAAAAUGCAUUUCAGUUCACAACCAAAACACAUCUCCUCCAUUUGCAAAAAGAAAUGCUAGUUAAGUUACAUGAGUGCACAUGAAGCGUGCAUGAACUAUAACAGCACCACAGGAAACACAGGCUUGAAGUCAGAAUGAGAAAGCUUGGUUUUAAGUAUACAUAUAUAAUGGCACAGCUGUUAAGUAUAUUGUGAGCUCAUGUGCCAGGCAAUGAGAAAAAUCAGCAGUCAUGUCUCAGUGCUAUUGAAACAACACAUUUCUUACUCAUUUGGUUCUUAUUGCUAUUGAGGGGUUAUUUUGGCUUUUUACAAUGAUUAAUGCUAUUUCCUUUGGUAUGAAUUUUGAUAGUCUUUUGACAUUUCCAUCUGUUCUUGUAUUUCUUAAACAAAGAUUGCUGUAAUAUUU
This is a messenger RNA of Aptenodytes forsteri (emperor penguin), 2843 nucleotides long. RefSeq names its product DTW domain containing 1 (gene DTWD1). Gene Ontology annotation, biological process: tRNA modification. Gene Ontology annotation, cellular component: nucleus. Lineage: Eukaryota; Metazoa; Chordata; Aves; Sphenisciformes; Spheniscidae. The record is from RefSeq and is a predicted model, not a curated record. Gene Ontology annotation, molecular function: tRNA-uridine aminocarboxypropyltransferase activity.